CAUAUAUGUCCCCAAGUUAAGAAAUCAUGAAAGAACUGAUUUCCCGUCCUUGAUCAUCGCUCAAAGAAAUUUCUUCAAAAUUGUUCCUUCAAAUUUUCAGAGACAGAAAUCAUAACACAUACUCACCAUGGCUCAGAACGCCCCAGAGAACUACGUGCCACUCUAUGCUACCCAGGACGAAUGGCAGGACAAAGAGCUUCAACAAUUUGCGAUUGACUUCUACCGCAUCUCGGACAACCCUGAAGAGAAUCAGCGUUGGGUAGACUCUUUCACGGAAGACGCAAGCGUGCAGAUUGGCGCUGACAAGGCGCGCGGCUCAAAAGAUCUGGUCGAAUUCCGAAGUCGGAUGUGGAAGCACAUCAAAGAGCGCAAACACACGGUUCACAAAGUCUUUCCUGGGCGUUUCUCAGACUCAAAUGAGUGCAUGAUCCUGGGAGACGUCAGCGUUACCACGACAGAUGGACGGCUCAAAGAGGCUGCUUGGUCGGCACAUGCAGUCGUCAGGAAGGUUGAUGGACAGUGGAAGUUUAGCCAAUACCGCGUCUGGCUGCAGACUGAUGGACAUCUGCUGUGAAAGUCAGGUUCUACAAAGAUGAUGGAACCAGCCGAAAAAAAAAAAAAAAAAAAAAAAAAGCAAAAA
Messenger RNA from Fusarium verticillioides 7600, 640 nucleotides. RefSeq lists its product as hypothetical. NCBI's taxonomy places the organism in Eukaryota, Fungi, Ascomycota, Sordariomycetes, Hypocreales, Nectriaceae. The record is from RefSeq and is a predicted model, not a curated record. The coding region runs from base 128 to 574 and encodes 148 amino acids. The transcript is spliced from 2 exons.